Messenger RNA from Lasiosphaeria miniovina, 846 nucleotides. Its product is annotated as eukaryotic translation initiation factor 4E-4. Gene Ontology annotation, cellular component: eukaryotic translation initiation factor 4F complex. Gene Ontology annotation, molecular function: translation initiation factor activity; RNA 7-methylguanosine cap binding. NCBI's taxonomy places the organism in Eukaryota, Fungi, Ascomycota, Sordariomycetes, Sordariales, Lasiosphaeriaceae. Gene Ontology annotation, biological process: translational initiation. The transcript is spliced from 2 exons. The record is from RefSeq and is a predicted model, not a curated record. Bases 1 to 846 code for a protein of 281 amino acids.
AUGCGACCGUCUCUCCCUCUCUUCACGCGCGGCUUGUCAUCACUGUCGCAGAGCUCCGACCCCAACUCGCCCAGCGUCAGCUCGCCCGCCGAGCAGCGCGACGAUGCGAAGCGCAACUUCCUCAAGGCCAUGCGCCCGCUGCCCACCCAGCACUACUGGAACGUCUACUUUGACCGCCAGCAGAAGGACCCGGCCCAGAAGCCCGACGAAGGCGGCCAGUACCAGGUGAAGCUCGAGCAGCUCGGCACCCAGAUCGAGAGCGUGCAGGACUUUUGGCGCUACAACAACAACACCCCCGUCGACCAGAUCAGGAUGCGCGAGUCCAUCUAUCUCUUCAAGUCGGGCUUCAAGCCCAUCUGGGAGGACCGCCGCAACAUCACCGGCGGCAGCUGGACUUUUCGCGUGCAAAAGUCAGCCGGGCCUGACAUCUGGACCCGCGUGCAGCUGCUAGCCGUUGGCGAGAAGCUGCAAACGGCCUUGGAAGAUGGCGACCAGAUCUGCGGCGUGGGCCUGUCGGUGCGGUUCAACUCGCAUCUCAUCUCCAUCUGGCACCGCGACUCGUCCAAGCAAAAGUCGAUUGACGGCAUCCUCAAAUGCGUGCUGGACGAGCUGCCGCAGGAGCUGCAGCCCAAGCCCGAGAACUACUUCUACAAGAAGCACGCCGACCACGCCGGCUUCAAGGCGCCCCCCGAGCUGCAGGCCGUGCUGGACUCACAGCGCGCCCGCGAUGCUGCCGCCAAGGCCAAGGCCGACGCCGAUGCCGCCGCCGCCGCCGAGCAGCUCCCCACUCCCCAGGAGCUGGUCGCACCCGCCAUCAUCGAAACGCCCCCGUCGGGAGGGCAAUGA